GCGCCAUAAAUAGUGCUGACAUGUGGCUGUGAUUUCACCAGAAGCAAGGGAAGGGUUAAAAAAAAAAAAGAAAGUCGGAUGCAAAGUGAACACAUAGAUUAUAGGAAAUUAAAGCCCGGCUGCUGGAUUACAGAGGCAUGAUUUCACCAGCAUAAGCAUCAAGAGGCCAGAUGGAGUGAGAACAAAUAUAUACUGUAUAUAUAUAUUUAUAUAUAGCUCGCUCUGCUUUGAAGAGAGCUACAAUUAGAUUGAAUCAUUUAAAUCUGAGCAUCAUCAGCAUCUUUUGGAGCCCCUGCGAGGACUCCAGAGGAUGAAGUGUGACUGCAGCAGGUCAUCAGUGAUGGGAUCAACUGUGCUCAUGCGCCACAAUCUGGAUUUGCUUCUCAUCUCACUGCUCUGCACGUUCUGCCUGGCACAUGCAGACGAUGUCCUCACUAAAGAGGAGCAGAUAGCGCUACUGUUCAAAGCCAAGCGCAAGUGUGAAAGCAUCAUCAAGUCGAGGCACAAAUUUCCCGAUGGCCACUGCGCGCCAGACUGGGAUGGCAUUGUGUGCUGGCCUGAAGGGGCUUCAGGAAAGCUGGUGUCCACCUCAUGCCCCGAGUACAUCUACGACUUCAACCAUCGAGGACGAGCUUACCGCCGCUGUGACGGCAACGGAACGUGGGAGAUCUCCACGGCCAACAACAAGACUUGGGCCAAUUACAGCGAAUGUGCCAAAUUCCUGUCCCAUUACAACCAGAGCCACGAGAAGGACGUCUUCCACCGCUUGUACCUCAUCUACACCGUGGGCUACUCCGUCUCUCUGGGGUCUCUCGUGGUGGCGGUGGUCAUCUUGGGAUAUUUCCGACGACUGCAUUGCACCAGGAACUACAUCCACAUGCAUCUGUUCGUGUCCUACAUGCUGAGAGCUGUCAGCAUCUUCGUGAAGGAUGUGGUGCUCUACUCGGGCUCCGCCUUGGAGGUGGAAGAGCGCGUCACGGUGGAAGACCUCAAGUCCAUCACCGAGGCUCCCCCGGCCAACAAAGCCCACUUUAUUGGCUGCAAGGCGGCCGUCACCUUGUUCAUGUACUUCCUGGCCACCAAUUACUACUGGAUCCUGGUGGAGGGUCUGUACCUGCACAGCCUCAUCUUCAUGACCUUCUUCUCGGACCGAAAGUACCUAUGGGGCUUCACUCUGAUCGGAUGGGGCGUGCCGGCUAUUUUUGUGAGCGUCUGGGCAACGGUGAGGGCCACUUUUGCAGACACAGAGUGUUGGGAUUUAAGCGCGGGUAAUUUGAAAUGGAUAUACCAGGUGCCUAUUCUGGCAGCUGUUGUGGUCAAUUUUAUCUUAUUUCUGAACAUCAUUAGAGUCUUGGCAACCAAACUGCGAGAGACCAACGCCGGCAGGUGCGACACUAGGCAGCAGUACAGGAAACUGCUGAAGUCCACGCUGGUGCUGAUGCCGUUGUUUGGUGUGCACUACAUCAUAUUCAACGCCAUGCCCUACACAGAAGUUUCCGGAAUCCCCUGGCAGAUCCAGAUGCACUACGAGAUGCUCUUCAACUCCUUCCAGGGCUUCCUUGUAGCAAUCAUAUACUGCUUUUGCAACGGGGAGGUUCAAGCGGAGAUCAAGAAGUCGUGGAGCAGGCGGACUCUGGCGUUGGACUUCAAGAGGAAGGCGCGCAGUGGCAGCAACACGUACAGCUACGGGCCCAUGGUGUCGCACACCAGCGUCACCAACGUCACCGCCAGGGCGCCGCACGCUCUCCACCUCACCACCCGGCUGGGACAGGCGCCCGUCAACGGACACCGCAACCUGCCGGGAUACGUCAAGAACGGCUCCGUGUCUGAGAACUCUGCGCCCUCGUCGGGCCAGCAGGAGCUCCACGCCGCUGAGGAGCAGCGCGGGGCUCCGCCUUUGCCGCCCAGCGAGGAAGAGGAGGAUAAGAAGCCUUCGCCUGUGGUGGAGGAGGAGAGAGAGACGGUCAUGUGACCUGUCACCGGGGACCCUCCUAAUAGCAGUGAAUGUCUGACAGUCUGAAAACAGACUGACGUUUUUUUGUUUUGUUUUUUACUUUCUUUACAUCCACUGCCAUGGUGUUUUUGUGGAGACUGAAGUUGCCAGGAAACAGCCUUAAUCCACCUCCAAGGAGACGUGCGAGGAUUUGGUUUAAAAAGACGAGAAAAAUGAAAGGAAAGUCGCUCAGCGUGUUUUUUUACUUUAAAGGCCUACUGAAACCCACUACUACCGACCACGCAGUCUGAUAGUUUAUACAUCAAUGAUGAAAUGUUAACAUUGCAACACAUGCCAAUACGGCCGGGUUAACUUAUAAAGUGCAAUUUUAAAUUUCCCGGGGAACUUCCGGUUCAAAACGCCUUUGGAGGAUGACGUAUGCGCGUGACGUCGCGAGGUCCACGGAAGUGUUUGGACCCUUUUGGACACAAUACACAGAGCUCUGUUUUCUUCGACAAAAUUCCACAGUAUUCUGGACAUCUGUGUUGGGGAAUCUUUUGCAAUUUGUUUAAUGAACAAUGGAGGCUGCAAAGAAGAAAGUUGUAGGUGGGAUCGGUGUAUUAGCGGCUGGCUGUAGCAACACAACAAGGAGGACUUUGUUGGAUAGCAGACGCGGUAGCGGCGAACUCACCUUGACUUCCUACGUCUCCGGGCCGCCGACCGCAUCGUCGAUCGCUGGAACGCAGGUGAGCACGGGUGUUGAUGAGCAGAGGAGGGCUGGCUGGCGUAGGUGGAGCGCUAAUGUUUUUAUCAUAGCUCUGACGAGGUCCCGUUGUUAAGUUAGCGUCGUUAGCAACAGCAUUGCUAGGCUUCGACAGGCGUCGAAUACAUAUUAACCGUGUAUUUACAUGUCCAGUGUUUGGUUCGGUGUCUCCUGAUAGUAGUAUUGUUGAUCUUCUGUCUAUCCUUCCAGUCAGGGAUUUAUUUAUUUUGUUUCUAUCUGCAUUUGAGACAGAUGCUAUCACGUUAACUCAUGCUAAAGAGCUUCGUCGAUGUAUUGUUGUGGAGAUAAAAGUCACUGUUAAUGUCCAUUUCGCCUUCUCGACUCUCAUUUUCAAGAGGAUAUAGUAUCCGAGGUGGUUUAAAAUACCAAUCCGGGAUCCACAAUAGAAAAAGGAGAGAGUGUGGAAUCCAAUGAGCCAGCUUGUACCUAAGUUACGGUCAGAGCGAAAAAAGAUAUCUCUUGAACUGCAUACUAGUCCGUCACUCUAACGUUCCUCAUCCACAAAUCUUUCAUCCUCGCUCAAAUUAAUGGGGUAAUCGUCACUUUCUCGCUCCUAAUAUCUCUCGCUCCAUUGUAAACAACGGGGAAUUGUGAGCAGCACUACCGCUUGUGACGCCACGCUACUUCCGGUAGGGGCAAGGUUUUUUUUUAUCAGCGAGCAAAAGUUGCGAACUUUAUCGUCGAUUUUCUCUACUAAAUCCUUUCAGCAAAAAUAUGGCAAUAUCGCGAAAUGAUCAAGUAUGACAUAGAAUGGAUCUGCUAUUCCUGUUUAAAUAAAAAAAAAUCAUUUCAGUAGGCCUUUAAAUAUUAGGAAGCUUUUUUUUUUUAGCCCAUUGUGAACAUUUCUGCUAAUUAUUGGUUUGAAUGUGUCAAGAAUUACCCCCGACACCCGACUUUUUUGUUCCGCAACUUUCCACACUUUGUGUCGUCGCUUCUGUUGCAAGUGGCCCCAAAAAAAAAAGAUUUCAAAGAUCCAGUGCAAUCAUGCUGCUUAUUGAUGUACAUACGAGUCACAAUGUUUACAAAGACUUGAUAAUUGUGAGCUAAAGAUGUCGUCAUUUUGCUAAUAUUUGUGUGUAUAUAUAUGUUUUUGUUGUAUGGGACCAUAUGUACAGACGAGCAUGUAGACAUUCCGCCUGAGAUCUUAAAAAGCUGCAGCUGCACUUACAGUAAAUGGGAACUGCACUUUUUUUUAUUUUGCCUAUCAUUCACAAUCCUUAUGCAAGACAGGCAAACAUAUGGUUUUCUUUUUUUAUGCAUUCUAAAUAUUAAAGAAAUGCGAGCAAAAGUCAA
Entelurus aequoreus (snake pipefish) is the source of this 4010-nucleotide messenger RNA. RefSeq names its product parathyroid hormone 1 receptor (gene pth1r). Gene Ontology annotation, biological process: intracellular calcium ion homeostasis; adenylate cyclase-activating G protein-coupled receptor signaling pathway; cell surface receptor signaling pathway. The record is from RefSeq and is a predicted model, not a curated record. Gene Ontology annotation, molecular function: parathyroid hormone receptor activity; G protein-coupled peptide receptor activity; peptide hormone binding. Gene Ontology annotation, cellular component: plasma membrane. The transcript has 13 exons. Bases 311 to 1972 code for a protein of 553 amino acids. NCBI's taxonomy places the organism in Eukaryota, Metazoa, Chordata, Actinopteri, Syngnathiformes, Syngnathidae.